AUGGAGGAGGAUGAUAACUUCGGUUAUGAAUACAUAGCAGCUGCUGAUAAUAUGGUUGGAUCUUACCUCAAGAAGGAAGAUGACACCUACUUGUUUGAUCAUCCGUCUAUAUAUGACAGUGUUUCCUUUAUUCUCAGUACAAAACAACCAAAGUUUGUCAUUGAAAAUUGUAGUUUGUCCUUUAUAAGUCAGCGACUUCGUCUUACGCCCUCCAGUAAAGAGAAAAAAGAGAAAAACGUUGCUGCAACAGAGUUUGAAUCUACAGAGUGUGUUGAUGUGUUAGUGAAGGCUGGAGCUGAUGUUAAUGUACAGAAUAAUACAGGUGACACACCACUUCAUACAGCAGCAGCAAUAUGGGAAUCUACAGACUGUGUUGAUGUAUUAGUGAAGGCUGGAGCUGAUGUUAAUGUACUGAAUAAUACAGGUGACACACCACUUCAUACAGCAGCAGCAAUAUGGGGAUCUACAAAGCGUGUUGAUGUGUUAGUGAAGGCUGGAGCUGAUGUUAAUGUACAGAAUAACACAGGUGACACACCACUUCAUAUAGCAGCAGCAAUAUGGGGAUCUACAGAGCGUGUUGAUGUGUUAGUAAAGGCUGGAGCUGAUGUUAAUGUACAGAAUAAUACAGGUGACACACCACUUCAUACAGCAGCAGCAAUAUGGGGAUCUACAGAGCGUGUUGAUGUGUUAGUGAAGCCUGGAGCUGAUGUUAAUGUACAGAAUAAUACAGGUAACACACCACUUCAUACAGCAGCAAGACGUGGAUCUACAAAGUUCGUUGCUGUGUUACUGAAGGCUGGAGCUGAUGUUAAUGUACAGAAUAACACAGGUAACACACCAUUUCAUAUAGCAGCAGGACUGGGAUCUACACAGUGUGUUCAUGUAUUACUGAAGGCCGGAGCUGAUGUUAAUGUAUAGAAUAAUACAGAUGACACACCUCUUCAUACAGCAGCAGGACGGGGAUCUACAGAGUGUGUUGAUGUGUUACUGCAGGCUGGAGCUGAUGUUAAUAUACAAAAUAAUACAGGUGACACACCACUUCAUAUAGCAGCAAU
Molecule: messenger RNA, 1055 nt
Organism: Haliotis rubra (blacklip abalone)
Lineage: Eukaryota; Metazoa; Mollusca; Gastropoda; Lepetellida; Haliotidae
Product: serine/threonine-protein phosphatase 6 regulatory ankyrin repeat subunit A-like
Exons: 3
Coding region: 1-918 (305 amino acids)
Molecular function (GO): protein binding
Source: RefSeq, a predicted model, not a curated record